Messenger RNA from Synchiropus splendidus (mandarinfish), 1308 nucleotides. RefSeq names its product cell adhesion molecule 4-like. The coding region runs from base 59 to 1168 and encodes 369 amino acids. The transcript is spliced from 7 exons. The record is from RefSeq and is a predicted model, not a curated record. Lineage: Eukaryota; Metazoa; Chordata; Actinopteri; Syngnathiformes; Callionymidae.
CUCAAGGGAGGAAGUGACUUUCACAACAUCUGGUCUCAGCUGUUGCAGCUGCGUGAACAUGGCAAAUGGCGACGACGGGAUGCAGCUCUGGAGGCUUCUUCUUCUGCUACUGCUGAUGCUUCAGCCUGGUGUGCUGGGCCAGAGGAUCCACUAUGGAGACCCCAGCUGUGCUGUCAAAGGCUCCACAGUCACCAUCCUCUGCUCCUUCACUUGGACACACCAGAUCAUCAGAGUCCGCUGGUGUGUCAAUCAUUUGAUCUGUCAGGGCUCGACUCCAUCUGUAUAUGACAGCAGACAACCUGGGCUUCACCCUCGCUAUCGCUACCUGGGGGACAAGACAGGAAACUGCACCCUGCAGAUCACAGAUGUUCAGCAUGAGGACAGCACCACCUUCCGCUUCAGGAUGGAGGCUCAAAAUAAUACAGGACACUUUACGGGUCAAAAUGGAGCGAACGUCAUAGUGACAGGUGAUACUCGGAUGAAGAUCAGCUCAUCCAGAGACACCUGGAGAGUCGGAGACACCAUCGUGCUGAGCUGCUCCAGUGACUGCACCUUCCAUGACCUGCAAAUCAUGUGGAGGAAAGACAACCUAACCAUCCCGAGAGAGACCGGCCCCUCCCUGACUCUUGAGUCCCUCACUGAGGCGGACUCAGGAAGCUACACUUGCAGUCUGAAGAGCCUGUUCUGGACCAGGUCUGACGUGUUCUCCCUGCAGUUGCAACCUGCAGAGCCAGGUUCCCCGCUGCCUCUGGUCCUGGGUGUCCUGGCUGGAGUCCUGCUGGUUGCAGGGACAGUUCUGCUGGUCUUCCUCACCAUCAGAAGGAAGCGCUCUGCAGCAGAUGCACCAAAGGAAGGAGGAAAGAUGGAGGCGUUCCUCCCCAGGAACCUGAAGUCGUCUACAGUGGUGUUACGGCGGUCAGCACGGCGAAGGGCCAGAAAAAGCGUAGGUCCAUGGAGGAAGGCUUGGAGGUCGCCUAUGCCACAGUCCAGUUCAAAUCCCACAGUGCAGCGGCAUCGACAGCUGAGUCCGUCAUCUACUCCUCUGUGGCAACUCGGCGCUGAAUGUCCCCCUCGGACAGACGACCCCUUCUCCCAGGAAGGACCGAAUCCUGAAAGUGUUAUUUUAUUGAUUUUCAUUUCCAUUAUUUUGCUUUGGCCUCAGCAGUAGCUAGUCAUCGUCCUCUGGUUCUCUGCGCUCACUGACAAGGAAAGCAAAGACCCAAGCAACACAUGACCUCCUGCUCCUGCCUUGGUCGAUUCCCCUGGUCUCUUCUGUAAAGAUACAAAUAAAAAAACAUCUUCACCGGG